UGGCGCGAGUUUUAUAUUUAUUGUGCUUUAGAUCGGCGGGAGACAGCACUUUAUUUAUCGGAGGUUUUUUUUAAAUGCGUUUUUGAAUCUGUUCUUUUAGAGAAGCUCUACUUAAUAGCUUAACAAUGGACGACUUCGGUGUUUAUGCCAUAUUUGGAGUAGAUAAACCACCACAGCAGAUUUUAAGGCGUGAAGGAUGGCAGAGCUCAAUUGAAAUCCAACCUAGUGUCCAGCUGAUGGUUCUCUUCACCAAAGGAGACUGGGGAAAGAGAGAUUCGGUCUCUGUGGAACUGGCUGAUGAGAAGAGCAUACCCAUUAAUAUGGGAAAACUAACACCAUUCAAUAAAUGUCUGUCAUGGGAAUCUGGUGAGGAUGGUGUCUGGUCCAGUGGAGCAACCUUAACUGUAAAGAUCACUGGGGGUACUACAGAGUUCUUGGAUCCGGGGCUGACUCUCUCACAGAUGGAAUGCACUCCCGAGUGCAACCCCGCAGUACCUGCAUUACGAGAGUGCCCAGGCAAGAGGAAGCGUUCUCAGGGAGAGGAGGAGGAAGUUAAUGAAGGUAGAGGCAAGGAGAACAUCUGCCCUAACGCCUCUGAAAAGGUGACCCCUCAAAGACGGAGCAAGAACAAUCAUCGUGGAGGUCAGACACGUCUCUUCUUACAAAAGGAGGAACAGACUGCAUCUUCAAGUUCUCAGAGUCAGAAAGCUAAAGGCAAGCAGGCCAAAACCCCCUCACAGACUGCUCCACUGAACAAGCCAUCAGGCCGCUGGGGUCAAACUCUGUGUCCCAUUGAUCCUCAGACAGCCAUUUUGAUUGGAGGACAAGGUGCCAGAAUGCAGUUCUGCAAAGACCCCAUUUGGAAACUGUGCACAGAGGAUUUUUCUUGGGUACCUGCUGAAACUCUUGCAGAAGGACCCACCCCUGAGGCUCGUAUUGGUCACACAGCGACCUAUGACCCAGAAUCUAAGCGUAUCUUUGUGUUUGGUGGCUCAAAGCAUAAGAAAUGGUUUAAUGAUGUUCACAUCCUAGACACACAAACAUGGCGAUGGACUUUGGUUGAGGCACAGGGCAAAGUGCCUCCUCUGGCCUACCACAGCUGCAGUAUGUUCCGAGGAGAGCUCUUUGUGUUCGGAGGAGUGUUUCCUCGCCCACACCCAGAACCAGACGGCUGCAGUGACUCCAUCUACAUCUUUAACCCUGAAAUGGCCAUCUGGUAUCAACCUAUUGUCAAUGGAGAGAAGCCUGCACCACGCUCUGGGCACUCAGCAUGUGUGAUGCAGGGCAGAAUCUUUGUGUUUGGUGGAUGGGACACCCCUGUGUGCUUCAAUGACAUGUUCAUGCUAGACCUUGGCCUGAUGGAGUUUUCUGCUUUGAAAACAAGUGGAACGGCCCCGACACCCAGAAGCUGGCAUGGCUGUGCGGUUCUUUCAGACUGCAGCUUCCUGAUCCAUGGAGGCUACAAUGGGAACAACGCAUUGAGUGAUGCAUUCGUCUUCAACACGGACACUAGAUGCUGGUCCUCUCUUUCUUUUCCCCAGCUCACUUCUGUACCUCGAGCUGGACAUUCCAUCAUUACCAUGCCUACAACAUGCAAACAGGAAUGUACAGAUGAACAAGAGGAACUUCCAAAAUCAGCCCCAGAAACACUUCUGGUUUUUGGUGGCGGUGACAACGAAGGGAGCUUCUUCUCUGACCUUUUCACUAUGCCAGUAGAGGAGUUAAGAGACUAAACAUUUGAUCAGGAUUUGGUUUUACAUGCAUUUACUUUUUUUUUCUUUUUUUUUUGGUGUGCGUGUGUGUAUCAAUCGAUGUUUGUUUAUUUAAAAAGGUAUAUUACACUUUGACUCAGGUAUUUGCAUUAUGUCCUUGUUUAUCAGUAUUCAUUUAUGCAUAGAUCUUAUAAAGUUACUUUUCAUGAUGCUGUGGAGAAUGUGCUAAGCAUUCGUGAUACAAGCCCGAUAAUAGAAAUCAUAAUCCUUGAAUGGUUAAGAAUGCGUUUCAGUUUUUCUAUAGAUCAAAGAACAAAAGUAAAAGUCUUGACACAGCUUUUUGUUUUUUAUAAGAAGCCUAGUGACCAUUACUGCCAAAUCUAACAUGCCAAGUCCAUAUGUGGUGUGUGUGCUGUAAAAUUAGUUUAUCAGAUUUGUUUAACAUCAUGACCUCAAUUCUCAUUUAAGAACUGUUAAUUUUUGCCGUUUUUCAAUCUAAUUUUGGUUUUCAAAAAGUGUCUAGUGUUAAGAUUACUCAGAAAUACUCAUUUUGCUCCAUAAAAAUUAACAGCAUUUGUUUACAUAUUAACAUAAGAAUAAGUAAACAAUGGCAGGUUUUGAAUUUUGGGUUGAACAUUCCCUUAUCUGUCAAAGAUGGAUCCA
Molecule: messenger RNA, 2375 nt
Organism: Puntigrus tetrazona (Sumatra barb)
Lineage: Eukaryota; Metazoa; Chordata; Actinopteri; Cypriniformes; Cyprinidae
Gene: krcp
Product: kelch repeat-containing protein
Exons: 13
Coding region: 126-1733 (535 amino acids)
Molecular function (GO): protein binding
Source: RefSeq, a predicted model, not a curated record